CGGACCCGGAAGCGGAGCGGCUGAGUCACCCCGGCAGCGCGGCUGGCUGGGAUGAGGCAGCCGCAGGAGCAGCCGCAGCAGCAGCGAGCGGCGGGCGCGUCCCUGCGACACUGAGGCGCCCGCCCCCGGCGCGCCCCCGCCCCCGCCCCGCCGGCACCAUGAUGGAGGAGAUAGACCGGUUCCAGGUGCCCACCGUGCGCGCCGAGAUGCAGCCGCUGGAUCCAACCGCUGCAUCUAUCUCAGACAGAGACUGUGAUACAAGGGAGGGAGAGACUGUAGCCAUGAACUAUAAACCAUCCCCACUUCAAGUGAAACUAGAGAAGCAGAGGGAGUUAGCUCGUAAGGGGUCCCUGAAGAACGGCAACAUGGGAAGCCCAGUUAAUCAGCAGCCCAAGAAGAACAAUGUGAUGGCUCGAACAAGGCUGGUUGUUCCCAAUAAAGGCUAUUCAUCGUUAGAUCAGAGCCCAGAUGAAAAGCCACUGGUAGCAUUGGAUACAGACAGUGAUGAUGACUUUGACAUGUCCAGAUAUUCCUCUUCAGGAUAUUCUUCAGCUGAGCAGAUCAACCAAGACUUGAACAUCCAGCUGCUAAAGGAUGGCUAUCGGUUAGAUGAGAUCCCAGACGAUGAGGACCUCGACCUAAUCCCCCCUAAAUCAGUCAACCCCACCUGCAUGUGCUGCCAAGCCACCUCCUCCACCGCCUGCCACAUCCAGUAAUGAGGACGGCAGGCAGUGAUCAGUGCUUUCCACUAUAACUGUAAAACUUAACAGCCAUUGCUUCCUCCUAUGGUAGGACGUGCACCUCUUUGUGUUCAUGGAGCCAGGAGAAACCAAAACUCCAUUUUAUGAUUGAUCGAUGAGUUAUUUUAAGCUAUGGUUAACAGACAUAAGCUGCUCCAAGCGCCAUGCUGGAGCCUGAGCAAUCGGCUGGUCUGGGAAGCUAAUGCAAACGGGUCCAGUGAUCCCUGGGUCUGGGCAGGCUCUGGGUAUGGUUUGUAAGGUGGAUGUACUGGAUUGAGAAGGAUCAGAUGUGGCUGCAGUUAAUCCUAUCCGUCACAACUAAUCCAACUGUGAGUUCAACUGAGUCUAAGAUGUAAGGUCUUUCUAACCUGGGGAAAGGUCAAUUUUUAAUUCAUUCACUGAAACUGAUCAGUUUGUGCCAACCAAAAUUGUACCUGAAUAGGAACAGAGUGGAGUAUUCUAGACUAUGGCAGUGCUGCUGGCAAGGAUUAAUAUACCCUAGGAAUCAGUUACACACAAACAGAACAUGUAAGUGGCAUUUCAUUCUGGGUUAAUACCAAACUUUACUUGGACUGUCAUGUCACAGAUCUGAUGUAACCUACUGUUAUUUCCAUAUGAGAUUAGCACCAAACAGAUACAAUUCUGUUCACAAUCCAUCCAUGCCCCUCCUGGAUUCAUUUUACUCCCAGAAGUAAACAUAUCAUAUCCAUUAAUUCAAUCCAGUCAUAUUUAUUGGGUUUUGCCUCCAAUGUUUAAGGGGAAUUUUUGGGGCCCAGCUGCUGGCAAAAAUCGCAGUCCUUGUCCAUUUUAGUAAAAAAUAUGUAUAUACCUAAGAAGAAUCAUAAUGAUACAGUCUUAACAUCAGUACCAAAAAAGCGAGUUGAAGAAAGCACAUGGUUUUUACAGUACACAGAGGUUCAUGUUAUCUUGACUUUGAGCCUCUUAGUUCCUACAGAAGAGAUUUACCGACACUGUACUUCUGUGCAUUUAGUGUUGCCAUAUGUUCGUAGGAUAGGCAAUUUCCAGCAACAAGAGGAUUGAGCAGGUUCCCAUCAUGAGACGCACAAGGGAAACUGCUGUCAUCCCACCUCUGCCCUAUUCUGAGCCAGCCGUAGCUUGUGUUACGGCUGUGCCAGUAGUGAAGGAACAGUUGUCUUUGCACAAUGCUGUACGUGUUCAGGAAACUGCAUAUUCUUCUGCUUUGUCAGGAGGGACAAAGAUUGCCAACCUUGCUUUUAGUGCUUGCUUCAGGUUUUGGCGAUGAAAAUAUUGGAGGAAAACGAAACCAUUUUUCCAGUUUAAACUUCUUCUGGGAAUUUCUUCAGAAUGCAACACAUAUGCUUAAAUUUCAUCUUCCUGGAGAAUAUAAAAUCCUUGCGUAAAAGUUAGAUGCAGUCAACUGAAUCUUUAAAAGGACACUGUCAGCUGCUUUUAAUAGCUUUAAUCGUUGUUGGCUUUUACUCUGUGUAUGGCAAGAUGCUGCAUAAUCUAGUGGUCAGAGCACAGGAUUAGAGCACAGGGGCUCCUAGGUUCUAGAUCCCAGCUCCACCACUCGCUGGGGUGGCCUUGAGCAAAUCACUUAAACUGUGUUUUCCCAAUCUGUAAAAUGGCAGAAUACUUACCUACCUCACAGGGCAUUGUGAGGAUAAGUUGCAGUUGUUUAUAGCACUUUACAUCUGUAAGUGCUAACUGCCCUUUGCAAAUCCUCCGAGACUUUUGGAAACCAAAUAUUCCCCUAUUGAUCUAGCCCUUUUUAAUCACUUGGCAACUAUUGAGGUGGAAGUUUUCCCAAACGUUUCUAGAGAAGCACAAAUCGUCAGCCAUUGUGUGCCCAUUUCAUCUAUGAUGCCAGCAGAAAUGAUGCUCCACUUUGGGAAUAACUAGGCAGAAGAGGAGCUCUCAGAAAACAAUAUGUGUAGAGACAAGCUGGCUUUUGAUUCUUGGGCGUAAUGAGUGGGGAAUGUGGCUAAAUCUUACCCAAAAAAAAAAAAAAAGGUCAAAUUCUGAACUAAAAUUAUUUGACAGUGUCCCUUUAAAGGGCUAUAUUAAUACAGGCUUUCAGACUGCUGACUAAAACUUUAUAGACUGGGACUACAUAGUGAAGUAUUCAUACGAACACCAACAUCUUCAUCAUAUUCAUCCUCUGGGGCAGUGUUCAUCAUGUCAAGCACAGCUGCUCAAAUUUUGCCCAACUGGGAGCAUUGCCUAUAAGGGGUCUGGUGCCCCAGAGCUCUGCAUCUACUUUGUAUUUAAAUACAAUGGCAUGGCCUGUGCCAGACUACAGGUCCCGGCAUGCAAAGCCCCUGUCCUUGUACCAAGCGUGAGCUUGUAUGCAGAUCAAGAUGGAGCACUGCAUGCUGGGAUUAAUAGUCUUCAUAGGCUGGUAUGCAGCUCAAGAUGGAGCACUGCAUGCUGGGAUUAAUAGUCUUCAUAGGCUGGUAUGCAGCUCAAGAUGGAGCACUGCAUGCUGGGAUUAAUAGUCUUCAUAGGCUGCCCCACCAUAUUAAAGAAGAGACCUCACCUGCUGAUGUGAUGACUGUUGCCCCAAGUUAGCAGGAACAAAUGCUUUUAUUUCUUCUGGUUUAAAUUUUUUUCAGCCUCCCGCCCCAAAUGUCCACCCCACUCCACCCCCAGCACACACACACCCCACCUUUUAGGCUGUGAAAUAAGCACAUGCUUCCAGUUUAACCCUUUAGGAUCUGUGUGAGAGAGAUGCUCAGUGUUUGGGGAAGAUAGGAGGGAGGUGAAGACUAUGUUUAAAUAUUAAUUACACUACAAGUACUUUCAUGGGAUCUACAAACCAUGCUACAUGACGGGUGCUUUCUACAGAUGUAAGGAAAUCACAUGCUGAGUUUGUUUCAUUCCCCAUUCGCAAAGGGGUUUGGUUGUACAAACAGCUGGCUUAGCAUGAUCAGUACAGAUCCAUAAAAUGGAAACUUUUGGCUUCUCCUCACUCUAUGCUUUGUGUCCAUGUAUUUCACCAGGGGGAUAAACUAGACAGGGUAGAAAGAAAAGCAGUUAUCAAUGUAGGGUUGGAUUCAGGAAAUGCAUUGAGAAAAUGCACACGUGGCUAUUAUAGAAAGUUGACCAAUAAUCCUGCUCCACUACAGUUUCUUGUGCAGAAUAUGAACUUGUUGCUUUAAAAACAAAAAAAAGAGAAAAAAAAAAAAAAAACUAUGGUGGAAGGUUGGGGAGGGGUAUUAAUCUGAAAAAUGGCUAGUUGAGCCUGGCUCUCCCUACAUGGCCUCAUGUCCCAAACUUUGGGUUCAGUGGAUGGCUUCUCUUAUCUCAUGCCACUCAAAGGGGAUUAAACUAUGCCAACAGUUCCUGGCAAUGUACCUGGUGAUUCUGUGGUGCUGUUUCUCAGCCCCAGGAGACGAGGGAAGAAACAGGAGGAUGUCCCUCACUUUCCACUUCAGCUGGAGAACACAUUCAUAAACCUGCCAGAGUGUUCUCGUGCCAGCAGACUGCUUGAACGAGAGCACUUGAUAUCCCGAUGCAUCCCUUAUUUCAAGGUGACUAGUCCCACUAAACCACCUGGCGUUCUCGAGAAGAGUCUGACUUUAUCAAAAGUCCCAUCUUCCAAUCCCAAACCCUCGAGGGCCACAUUACAACUCCACACAGGGCGAAAGCCUGUGUCCCCAUUUGCUGAAAUUAUCACACAGAUGCUGUUUGCCUGACAAUUUGGAAAAUUCUCUUAUAUUGACUCUUGGGCCCCACAAAUUUAUGUCCACUUGAUGCCUCUAAAAUCAAAGCCCCUCUGCUUGAUGCAUAUUGGGAUUCUUAAUUUGUCACCAUAAAACAACGGAAUUUGAUCACAACCCUUCCUGUCUAUCAGGUGUUAACUUCCAUAUUGACUCGAGUAUGUGAGGCCUCAGCGUACAGAUUUGGCUCGCCGUCUGGGAUGAAGACUGCCCCGUUUCCGAAGAUUAACACCAUAAAUAGGGAAUCUCUACAUUUCUGCCACACUGGGAUGAGCAAGUAACAGUCUGUGUGUGGUGCGUUGCUCCCUUUGAAGGAAUAUAUACUCAACCAACCCACUGUAAAGUUCUGUCUACCCUCAGUAUUUGUGAGUCACCUAUACUGAUCAUCCUUGUAUCUAAGCACCUGUAUAUCCUAGUAUGUGACUGGAUGCAGGGCCGGUUGGGACCAAGUUAUCUUCCAUUAGCACAAUGUCUUGCUAUAUAGUGUCCAAAAUGGGAUGAUUCAGAUUCAUUCUAGUCUGACUCUUCUUCCACUUAAAUGCCACCAAAAGUGAUCAUGUAGAAGAAUUCAGUUGAUGCACUGAACUGUCACAUAGUCUGAAGUAGGGUUGCCAACCUUCCAGGAUUGGCCUGGAAUCGGCAUCAAUUGCCCGGUGACUACUGAAAGCAAUUUGGGAGAUUUUAAUUGGAUAUUUUAAGAAAAUGACAUUGUCAGGUUGGGGGCGGGGAGGGUGGAAUCUCCUGGAAUAGCUUCAGUCAGAGUUGGCAACCCUAUUCUGAGGAUCUCCAUGUCCAGUGCCCUGGACCAUCAGGGUCUAGGAGCACUGUAGAGGCUAUUGAUCAGAGCAGCAUUACGAAGCUCUGGAGAGGAGCCAAAUACCAUCUCAAAAGGAAGAGGGGGUGUGACAGGAAUUCUUAGGGUUUUUAGAAGCAGUAAAAAGGUGGAGAAAUCUUUUGGAGUCAGGAAGGGAGGGCAGGGGAGUCAAGUUGAGCUGGGGGGGGAGAGAGGGAAUCUUAGCUGAUUGACAAACUGCUGUCAUCUUGUAAUGAGCUUGGCUCACAAGCUUCUCAACCACUGCACUAACUUAGCACUGCACACUGGAAAAUGGAGCGGAGGGGGCUUCCUGGUCCACUAGCCAGUAGCCCUGCUUCAGUCCUCCUGGUGCCCUUUUUCCAUGUUGCAGGUACGUGUAUGGAGAUCUUUGGAAGGAAGGAAGCUUGAUGUCAUCUAACUAGGCCACUGGCCCUAAGCUUGUCUGAUGAGAUGUUUUCCCAGCUAUGAAGCCAAUCCUCACGGAGGGAGAACCCGCCGAGUCCUUCUCUGACGUAUGUUGCUUGCCCCAUUACUUAUCUGGAUUGUAUUUUAGAUGUAGUAUCCUCCAGCUAGGCUCGUCUCUGUAAUCUCUUCCUCUGCCCUUUUUGCCAGCAUAUUUAUUCUGUCAGCCCAUGUGCCUUUGGGUCUGAUGUGCUACUUUGGCUGUCUUGUCUGUGCCUGCCUAGAGCCUGAAUAAAUAGGUCUGGCAGGGGUAGCAGUGAAGCAGUGUCCCCACUGACUGGACUUGCCAGAAUAGCACUGGGCUAGUUGGGCUUACCCACAGGGUAGGCCAGACUGCUUCUCUUCAGCUUCUGUAUCUGCCCUCCAACUCCCCCAUCCCAGAGGGGGUGUUGGCUUCUCUUCAGCUGCAUCCCGGCUUGCACCUUCAUAGCUCCGUUGCUCCCCAGAAUCCUUGUGUCAUGGUGGUUGUGGCACCUGUUCUGAGGUCCCAUUGCAGCUAGUGCAAAGGAGUCUGGGAGGCUUGAUAAAUAAGCUGCUGCUGUACAUGACUGAGCAGAAACGAGGAAGAAGCUUUUGAAAGAGGACAGGACCCAGAUGAGCGCCAGGUGGGUUGGUGGGAGGAGAAAAGGAGGCAGUGAUUGGGGGUGCUGCCAAGUGCCUUCUUAAGCUUAGGGCAGGUCCUGGUUGUCCAAACUAAUCUGCUUCAGUAAGGGGCUGUUACAGGCACGAUGCAAAUCUUGCUUGCUGCGCACGCACAGGAAACCAACCCGAAAGCCAACGGGGGAUGAAAGAUGCUAACUACAGAAAAUCCGCUAAUAAUCUUAAUGAGCAGAGUGGUGUCCUGACCUCUGCUACACACUUGCUGUGACCUUGCCUCUGUCCAGGGCUAUAAUUCUAUCUCACAGGGGUGGUGAGGCUGCGUUUAUCGUUGUCGGGUGCUUUAGGAUCCUUUGGCGAAAGGUGCUAGAGAUGACAGGUGAAUUUAAAACUGUCAGAUUUCUUUUAAAAAUCCAAAUCCACAAAGAGCAGCGGUGCAGCUCCCCGUCCCUUUAUGUAGCGGCUUCUGAUGUUGCAAUGUACCAGAAGGCCUCAGGGUGGAGGCUAAUCGAGAUAAAACCACACUGGGGAGAGCUGUUUGGCAGGGGUGCCUUUCCUGGUUAUAGAGCAGCUGGCACUCGCGAAGCUGGCUGCCCAGGUCUUGGCUACUGCUGCUCCAGCUGCGUGGAAUGUGGGAGCAUGUCUGAGAGCCUGGCAGCGCUGUCCAUCGUCAGCAGGAUGAAGGCGCGGAAGAGGGCACGUGGAUGUACCGGCGUGGGGGAGGUCAAGUUGGAUGAAUUGACCAAAUGGUGGAAAUGAGCAGCACAGCAGCAGAUCUGAUCUGUGAGGGAGUUUCCGUGGGAAGCUUCCUGUGUUGUUUUUUCUGUGCAUGUAACAAUUUAAAGUAUAAAUUCAAACUUUCCUCCCUCUCUUGGCUUUCAGGCUUGCUCGCUCUCACUCUCUGGGCACUCCCUUCACCUUCCAUUCUUCCUCCAAACCCGCACUGAAUAUGGCUGCUGCUAUGCAGAAGUCAAUUUGCCUUGUCAUCUGAGCAUUGCUUGAUGCAGCACAUACGGGCCAUCACCGUAUGCCCGGCAUUUGACUCAAAGUUAACUCAUCCUUGCGCCACCCCUGACUUCCCUUCAGAGCAGACACCAGGAUUCAGGAGAGUGCUUUUCUUUCUCCUGCCCUUGACCCCUGUAUAAAUAGAGCAGUGUAUGGAGCUUCCCAGGCAGGGCCUUGGGGAGGGCGGUAUGGGUUACAUUGUUUAGAUUUUUGUGAUAUAGGAGCCUAGUGGAGGGUAGUAACUGUAAAGGUCCUCUGGGGUGUGGGUGUGGUGUGGUAUGUUACAAGCUCACGCAGUGCCGAGUCCAUAACUCCUAGAAUCAUAGAAUAUAAGGGUUGGAAGGGACCCCAGAAGGUCAUCUAGUCCAACCCCCUGCUCAAAGCAGGACCAAUUCCCAGUUAAAUCAUCCCAGCCAGGGCUUUGUCAAGCCUGACCUUAAAAACCUCUAAGGAAGGAGAUUCUACCACCUCCCUAGUUAACGCAUUCCAGUGUUUCACCACCCUCUUAGUGAAAAAGUUUUUCCUAAUAUCCAAUCUAAACCUCCCCCACUGCAACUUGAGACCAUUACUCCUCGUUCUGUCAUCUGCUACCAUUGAGAACAGUCUAGAGCCAUCCUCUCUGGAACCCCCUUUCAGGUAGUUGAAAGCAGCUAUCAAAUCCCCCCUCAUUCUUCUCUUCUGCAGGCUAAACAAUCCCAGCUCCCUCAGCCUUUCCUCAUAACUCAUGUGUUCCAGACCCCUAAUCAUUUUUGUUGCCCUUCGCUGGACUCUCUCCAAUUUAUCCACAUCCUUCUUGAAGUGUGGGGCCCAAAACUGGACACAGUACUCCAGAUGAGGCCUCACCAAUGUCGAAUAGAGGGGAAUGAUCACGUCCCUCGAUCUGCUCGCUAUGCCCCUACUUAUACAUCCCAAAAUGCCAUUGGCCUUCUUGGCAACAAGGGCACACUGCUGACUCAUAUCCAGCUUCUCGUCCACUGUCACCCCUAGGUCCUUUUCCGCAGAACUGCUGCCUAGCCAUUCGGUCCCUAGUCUGUAGCUGUGCAUUGGGUUCUUCCGUCCUAAGUGCAGGACCCUGCACUUAUCCUUAUUGAACCUCAUCAGAUUUCUUUUGGCCCAAUCCUCCAAUUUGUCUAGGUCCUUCUGUAUCCUAUCCCUCCCCUCCAGCGUAUCUACCACUCCUCCCAGUUUAGACUCCUAUCGAAGUCAGUCAGUUGCUGGUGCUGAGGCCUGUGUGUGCCCCUCAUGGGAGGGCGUAGUGGCACUGGGAGAUAACGACUCUGUUGCUCGCCUUCGCUGAAAGCACGGCCUCUUUCACGCUGUGGUUCCCUGCGUCUGAGGGUUUGCUUCAGACUCUGAACUGCGUCUCAUCAGGCAAUCCGGCCUGUGUUCCCAGAACGGCGAAUGUGAGCACGGCAGGGACAGCGUUCAUAACCAGACAAAUCCAGACCCAGAAAGGCCAGUGGCUUAGCCUAAAAGCACUGUGAACUGGAACAGUCUACAACAAACUAACAGGGGAGCAUCUCCGACAGACAGGAUACGGGCACCUGCUCUUUUCUGUGGGGCUCGGUGGUACCUGAAGCUGGUACCUGAAGCUCAAACGUUAAGCCCAUUCCUUUGUGUUGUGUAAGGUAAGUUGCAGUGAUAAAGGCAGUUUCCAAAAAAUGUGAAACCACGUCUCUGGGGGGGGUUAUGUCACCAUCUGCCCUGCGACGCUGGGUGCCUUCAAAGCUGUGUUUGACAACCCUGAUCCCAACAGCCAGCCUACAAGCUUGCAGGUUAUACCCUGGCUUCCAGUGCCCAGCUACUUUUUGCAGGGUGACCCCCAACACCCUCCAGUCCCAAAUGUUCCCCACAUUGUCUGCCCUGUAGUGUCCACUACACCAGGGUGGCAAUUUGCUGGGGUCCCCAGAAUUAUGAGUUACUGUGAUACCCCUCUCAGCCUCCACAAGUGUGAGUCUGCCUACUGCUAAGCUGUGUGACAAUUGACACACCAGCUUGUCUGCCUUGCCAGCAAACUCUUCAGGACUCUGCCAGUCCAAACCUGGCCUUGCAGGUAACAACAGCAAACCCCAGCUCCCGAGUUCCCUAGAGACAUUCCCCUGCAGUGUCCAGCCCUCUCACUGGACACACAGAUGUUAUUGUUCAUUGCUCCUUUAAAGAGCAGCCCAUCGAUUUAACUGGGGUUUCACAAACACUCUUCUUUCAAUCACAGCACUAAACUGGAUUUAUAGUAGAAGUAAAACACGUGUAUUAAACAAAAAGUCAUAGUUUUCAGUGUUACAAGCAAACGAAAGUAAAAAUGUGCUUCUGAGACUGAAACUGAACUUCAGCAAGUUACAGUCUUUCCCUAAGCAGGUUUCUCGGGGACUUCAGCUGCUUUGGUUGAAGGAUCCAACAUUCUGUGGUGGCUACCAGGAUGGCUUCCUGUUUCUGCUGCUUUCUCCCAGAAUUCAUUGACCCUGUUACAAGAGGUGGGAAGGAUCCAUGCUGGUCUUCCCUUCCAGUUGACUUCCCAUGCCAUCUCUGAUUCAAAUGUAAAUAGGAUUUCCAUUGUUUUGAUUCUAUAAUACUUAAUUUGCAUUGGAAACAGGCUGAUACCUUCCCUCCUGUCUGGGAGAAAACCUAUUUCUCCCUGUGUUUGGUCCCAGACUUUAAAGGAUAAUGGCAGUGAAUAUCCAUAAUCCCUCAUGUAGUGCUAAUGAAUACAUUUCACACUGAUAUUAAUCACCAGUGUGUCACAGGCUUUCCUGAAAGACCUUGCUUGCUACACUUUUACAAUACAAUGAUAUUAUACCCAAUCAGUUCCUUCAAUUACUUAUUGUUUAAAGUUCACCCACCCUGUCUUUAUAGCCCCAGUAAACCUUUGAAAUGUGUUCUUUGAAAAGUCAGCGCAGCCCAAGCUUCUCUCUCCUGCCGUGGUGUAGAUGCCAGGCUGUCAUCCCACAGUUCAUUCAUCCUGCUUCAAGAGGCAGGAAGGCUUCCUGGAGGGUGCUUUCUCAACCCCAUGUUGAGAUUAAGUGUCAUCUUGUCCAGCUUGCUCUCCUGAGCGCUUUAUUUACCUUGUCUGUAAAUGUCCUUUUCCUUGUCUUUGGUGACAUCUUGCCUAAAUGACAUGGGAGACACAUUCAAGUAAGUGGAACCACAUUCCUUUGUCUGGAACAGGCGUGGCUCAAACACCGCAGGCCAAAUACAUGUUCAGAACACUUUUGUGGCAUGUGUCUUAUAAAGCCCUUUGUGGGUUUACUGUGCAUACACCACACAGUGAUUUUCAGGACCAGCAUGUUACCAGUUUGUAUACUUUUAGAUACAAAUUAUGACAACAAUGUGUUAGGUGUGGUGAGUUUGUCAGGCCUAACACGCACAGCUGACACAGAGUAGUGAACCAUCCUUGAGCCUGGGUGUCAGCGUCUCUCCUCUCACCCAUCUCUUUGGUAUCUUGGAGUCUGUGACAUCCAUCGGACAGCAGCACCCGAACUGUGUCCAACUGAGAAUGUCGCUGGCUGCUUGCUGGGGGGCCAAAGGUCUGCCAGCUGUUUGGGAUUAAGUGAAGGAGAUUGCAAUGGCCUGUGCAGACUGCAGGAUCUCAGCAUGAGUCAAACUAAAGAGUAUCACAUUGGGCUGGAACAUUGCACUCGGGGACUUCUGGGAUUUCCUGGGAGCUGCACUUUUGUACGAAAGGGAAGGUAGUCAUAGAACACCGCGACUUUGGGAGCUGCAGGCUGCAUUUUGGCUGCUCCUUUUGGCCACCUUGCCAUCAACGUGUGUCGCAGCCUUCUCCUGCAGCCGCAGGUGGCAGUUGCUCCCAGGAUCUUCCCAAUCCAGUGGGAUUUACCUGUGGGAGCUAGUGACAGGUCCGAUUCCAUCUUUUCCUCUAGUGACAUGCCUUAGUGCAAGAUGGGUUUGCGUUUGGAACAAGUGUGUGUUGCUGAUAGUCCCUGGUCUGUGAUGCAGCUAUUUCCAUAGUAACAAAUUAUGAUCUAAGCAGUGGAAUUACAUCAAGCGAGGGGAAGGUACAAUGCAGCCUUUAUUGCAAUGCGGCUGUCUCAGACAUGUCACUGGAAACCACCACAACAGGCACCAGAAAAACAAAAGCACCCAGGAAGUGCAGCAGUGAGAUAAGUCCCAUUCCCUGUAGGGACGUUUGUUCCAUGGUUACUCAUUUGAUUUUGCUCUUCCUGAUACUGCAUUGUUCUGAUGCCCAGACUGUAUUUAACUGGAAUUCCUGCUCUCUAUCCCAGUCACCUCAGUCUCCCUACUCCUUCCAAAAGGAUAAAGGAAUCAAUUUUUACCAGUUACUUUCCAGCUGACGUGCAUUUGGGCUUUUAGCAUCCCCCACCUCCCAGCUGUCUCUGCUCAACCUAUCGCAAAUUACUUGUAUUGAAAAGCUCGCACAGAUAAUGGCCCAGGUGCAUUGGCAUCCAAUACCUUGUGGGGGUGUAGCCAGUCCUGGCAGUUGGCAAAUCAAGGCAAAUUAAAGUGGGCAUUAGGCCACAGGGAGAGCCUACAAACAAAUUGAUGGUGGAGUGGCAGGAACCAGGUUUGAUUUCCAUCCAGCAAACUCAGUCCCCUGGGGAUGUCUCCUGUGUAAUGUGUUGUGAUGGUUACAAUGGCUAACUGAACAUCGGUCUCUCCCAUCCAUGGAGUAAGGCAGAGUCACCACUGGCUUUAUAGAAGCAGAGGAUCCAAUUGAAAUACAAGGCAUACAAAGGCCUUGAGUUUCAGGCUGGUGGUUCUUUCAUGUCUGACUUCCCCAUGUAUAAAAGAAGCACAGCAUUAAAACGGACCCUGCUUGCCUCUCCCAUGAACGGCUGCUGCAGCCACUUGGCUUGGCAUUCCAAGUUUGUGCUCUGUGUUAGAUGGGUCCAAACUUCAAAGUUCUGACCCAGAUCCAGACUUCGCAGAGUUCAGGGAGAUUUGGAUCCGGCUCUUGGUGUGGGCUCAUGUCAUUAUUACUUUCAUGUGAUAAUGAAUUUCUCGCUAUGAAGGUGGUGGAAAAAAUGAACGUUGGAUUACAAGCAGUUGUCAUCCUUCCUUCAUGCUAAGGUUUUUCCUCUGCAGGGGAGAUGUUUCCUACUCAUUUUUCCCUUUCCUCUCAGCCCCAAAGGCUGAGUCAUGAGAACACCCUUUGGGCAGAAGAGAUGUACAUCUCUCCCUUCCAGGCUGUUCAUGGAGUAAAUCCGAGACGUCACUAGAGUGAUACAGGGAGCUUCCUCCCCUGGGCGCUGUGUGCUAUCCAGCUGGCCCAGGCACUGCCGGCUCAUGAGCAAAGUCCCAAGUACAGGUUCCAAGCAGGAGUUAGCUAACAUCUGCAGAAGGUUAAAGAAUCAAACUAAGCAACCAAUAUUGACAGCUGGCUCCUACCUGACAUCGAGGCCUUACAUUGUUCCAGUCACAGAUGAGGUUACUUUUCUGCAGCGUAGCAGCCGGCAGCUCUGAAAUGCUGAUUUUAAUCGAGACCUUAAAUUAAAUGCACAAAAAGCCUUUCAACUUUUAGGAUGCUGCUGUGCAAAUGAGGGGUGUUGCUUUCUCUUAAGCAAUACUAGAGACAGAUCUGAACCAGAGCACAGGAUCCAAAGCCCUUUGGAUUCAGAGGAAGUUUGACCACAGAUCUGAACUCCAGGAGUCAGACCUACCUCUCUCCGUAGCACAGGUGGUAUUCACAUGUAUUUGUAGGUCCCAUGAUCGAGAUGCAUGGUGAAUGGUCAACCAGUUAGCCACUUGCUAUGCUAUGUCAUAACCCAUCUUGAUGUGCCCUGCAAGGAAAGCAGACUUCCGGGUAAGGUUGUAGUUUCGUGGUUAGAAGGCUCUCAUGAAAACUCUUAAGUCUCUAUAAAGGAGAAGAAGUGGAAAGGUUUUUUUGCACAUUUUUAACCAUUUUUUACUCCUUGCGCAGGGAUUACUGAGCCUUUUAAAGAAGGAAACAAACCGCCAUUUUAAUAGCAUUCUAAAGAAUUCUGAAAGCAGGAGUCAUCUUGCAUGCAAUGUCGUUCUGUGCGGUAACAUGCAACUUGCAAAUCUCAUUGUACAUACUGUAGAUGAGUCACCUUGUGCUCUGUGUGAUGGGGUGGAGCAGGAGAUAGGAUGCUGACCAUCGUGUGAAACAGCUACAGCUUCCCAAAACCAGAGAAUCAGCCAAGGAACGGGGCAGAAGGGGAGAAAACAGCAGCAGCAACUGUAAACGUAUAACUAGUUGUAACCGGUAAACUUUGGUAUCCGUGUCCAGUGGUUAGCUCUAGAAUUGCAAGCCUUGUUAUACUGCACACACCCUCCAUUCACACCUCUCCUUGUUUUCUUCAUAUGAACUAGUGAUGAAUGACAUAGACUGUUGUAUCCAAAUGACUCUCAGAUCAGUUCUGCCUCCUUUCCCACCCAAAUCCAAGAUGGCAAAGAUAGUUGAGCGGCAAAAAUUGUUGACCGUCACUAGUUUUAGUUUAUUCAUUGGGUUUUUUUCUCCCCUCUAUUUUUAACCUUCUUUAUCUGAAUACACACGCGGACGCACACACACACACACACACAUAUAUAUAUAGGUAAUCAUCUUCAAGUACUUUAAAGGGGUAGUGUAGAAGUCUCUUGCCAUCUUCCAGAAGGCCCACCGGCACCUUGCGGACAUGCACCUUACUAGAAAUGUAUUUGGUCGAUAUAGGUGAGAUCUGGCAUUGCCCUUCUUGCAUACGCUACAGUUGACGAGGAUCCACCCACAGAAGCUGACAGAAAGUGGCUACUGUUCCUUUUUAUUUUGUGGCAGGAGAGGGGGAUUUUUUUGCACUAAGAUUAUUUGUUAACCUCAAAAUGGCCAACUUGCAGGGUUAAUUAAUACCCAGGAUUAAUCUGAUGUGGCAGAGUCCUACCCAGGCAGGUGUGUAGCCUUUGCAUUCAUCAAAAUGGCAAAUACCUUGGCUGUAUCUAUACAAUGGGUCACAGAGUACAGUGGUUUGUAGUGGUGGUUUUUUUCCUUCUGUGGAAUUAAACAGGCCUCUGCUUUCAGCAGUGUUGUAUUGAUCUCCAUUGUUUAUGAGUACAGAAGUAUAGGAGAGCUCAACUCUUUACUGUGUCUAGACCCAUCCUGAAGGUAAACCUUGUGCUCUGCAUUAAAAACCGUGUCAAAGCAUUCCCAAGAUAUCAAUUCACUGCAUGAAGUCUGAGGCAGCGGACGACAGGAGGUGUUUGUGGGUCACUGGAAUUGAACUCUUUUUUGGAUCAGUUAAAUGGAAUUUCCUUCUCAUGGAGAGAACUCCUGACCUCUCCAUUGGUCUCAGACCAAGAGAUGAAUAUCCAUCCCUGUCUGGCUCUCGGAUGUAGUGAAAUGUAGCUGAAACUGCCAAAUACAAAAUGGCAUUAAGUGUAGGGUUCAGCCUAACCAAUCAUUUAAUUAGGAAGAAGAGAUGAUUUUCAUAGCUUGGCCUUGUUCCACGUUAAGAAACUGCUAGUCAUUUGGCACAGCCAGGCAUAUUAAUGCCACGCUUCACUUGGCAAUUUGGUUUCUUUCUAGUUUUGGUUUAUUUCCACUCUGGAAGUGUCAGCCCGUAUCUUCUAAAGAAUGGGUUUUAAUUUUCCUUUCCUGUUCAGAACCUGUAGCACACUGGUGUAUUUCCACUCCCGUCUGUGUAGAGUAUUGCCUUAAACAGAUCCGUUGUGUUGUGUUUUUUUUUUUUUUUUUUUUACGGUCAGUUUUAUGCAUUAAUUUAUUUUAAAAUGUGUUUUUUGGAAAACAUGAAACAUGUAUAA
Caretta caretta (loggerhead turtle) is the source of this 15047-nucleotide messenger RNA. RefSeq names its product family with sequence similarity 219 member A (gene FAM219A). The record is from RefSeq and is a predicted model, not a curated record. Lineage: Eukaryota; Metazoa; Chordata; Testudines; Cheloniidae.